Molecule: messenger RNA, 2537 nt
Organism: Schizosaccharomyces japonicus yFS275
Lineage: Eukaryota; Fungi; Ascomycota; Schizosaccharomycetes; Schizosaccharomycetales; Schizosaccharomycetaceae
Product: U3 snoRNP-associated protein Utp7
Exons: 3
Coding region: 751-2319 (522 amino acids)
Biological process (GO): maturation of SSU-rRNA from tricistronic rRNA transcript (SSU-rRNA, 5.8S rRNA, LSU-rRNA); endonucleolytic cleavage to generate mature 5'-end of SSU-rRNA from (SSU-rRNA, 5.8S rRNA, LSU-rRNA); endonucleolytic cleavage in 5'-ETS of tricistronic rRNA transcript (SSU-rRNA, 5.8S rRNA, LSU-rRNA)
Cellular component (GO): preribosome, small subunit precursor; small-subunit processome; nucleolus
Source: RefSeq, a predicted model, not a curated record
CAUAAGUCUUCGUUUCGUUCUCAACCAAAAAUUUAAAGCUGGGUGUUCUUGGUCUCUUACUACCAUAUAGCAGACAUGGGCCCUAGACGGAAAACAAAGAGUUCUACUUCAGCUAAAUCGAAGGGAAUUAGUAAGAAUGUUAAGUCUAAAACAAAUUUGAAACCAAAGAAGUCUUCAAAAGCGAAGAAUUCUAUACUGCUUAACCAAAUUGACGAUUUCAAUGACACACAGCAAAUUUUACAGGUCGUUCAAAAACAUCAAGUAAACAUUGAAAAUAUGGAAACGUCUAUUAAGAAACUCUCAGUCAAGAAGCCAUAAAACUACGAUUUUUUGGUCGGUUUUUCACUCUUUCAGUUUUGCCUCUUAAGCUAGGUUCGUCAGGCUAACUUUGAAGAAUUGUGGGCAAUUCUUUACCGUACGGAGUAUCAAAAUGUGUGUUCUUAUGUAUCCUCCUUUUGGAUCCCUUUCCCGAACGGGUUUGGUUUCAGUGUUUUUGUGCUUUUAAUUUAUUAUGCUACUGGUCCACGUCUGACUUUCACCAUCCACCUCAAAGCCAGACUUUCCUGCCUUUGACUAGCGGAAUACUCAGCGUGUUACCUAUACAAUUACAUUACACGCUGAUUCUAUUCUCUUUUGUACUAUAUUUGUCUUUAUAUCUCGGUUUGUUGGCAUAAUUCCGUGCUGGGGAAAUUUUUACUUUUUUUUGGAUAAUAUACUCGUCUAAGGUUACUUCGACAAUCAUACGCUACAAUGUCUGAAAUACAGAAGCUAGACCUUUCGGAAACUGGUGCUGUUGCAAAGUACUCGCGGGGAAAAAAAAUUGGAUACAAGAAAAUUAGAGACAAGAAGCUGCGUAGUAAUAUUCAAAAAAUCGAGGAAAGGAUUGAUGUUGCCGAAAAUGCAUUAGCCGGCGCUGAAUUUUUACAGGUGGACGAACCUGGUUAUCUUGAAGCUGAGGGUUUGGAAAAAACCUACAAGUUUACACAAAAAGAGCUUGUUGACAAUGUUGCCAUUGAAACUGCUCAGAAGGGCUUUUCUUUAAAAUUGGACAAAUUUGGCGGAUACACUUUUGAUUAUACUCGUGACGGUGCUAUGGUUUUGAUGGGCGGCAGAAAAGGCCACAUUGCUGCUUUUGAUUGGAGACGAGGAAAACUCCAGACGGAACUUCAUUUGCAAGAAACAGUUCGUGAUGUUAAAUGGUUCCAUAAUCACCAGUACUUCGCUGUUGCCCAGAAAAAAUAUGUCUAUGUAUAUGAUAAUACUGGUACUGAAAUUCACUGCUUAAAACGUCACAUUGAAGUGAAUGCUAUGGACUUCUUACCAUACCACUUACUAUUGACGACCAUUGGUAACGCAGGUUAUCUAAAGUAUCAAGAUGUUUCCACCGGCCAACUCGUGAGUGAACUGCGUACAGGCUUGGGUGCUAGUCAUGUUCUGCGUCAAAAUCCGUACAAUGCGGUUAUGCAUGUUGGUCACGCAAAUGGUCAGGUCACACUGUGGGCACCUACUUCCACGACGCCGCUUGUCAAGAUGCUCUGCCACCGUGGUCCCAUUAGAGAUGUUGCCAUCGAUCGCGAAGGCAAGUACAUGGUCACGGCUGGUGCGGAUAGCCUGCUUAAAGUUUGGGAUGUUCGCACGUUUAAGGAAGUCCAUUCUUACUAUACACCCACACCUUCACAGCGAUUGAGUCUCAGUGACCGAGGCGUUUUGGCGGUCGGUUGGGGUCCCCAUGUAACAAUGUGGAAGGAUGCUCUUCGUACAAAACAAAAGUCGCCCUACAUGAAUCAUUUACUUCCUUCAUCAAGCGUCGUUGACUUGCAUUACUGUCCUUACGAGGAUAUCCUUGGUGUGGGUCAUCAAAAUGGUUUUGAAAGCCUCAUCGUUCCUGGAUCUGGUGAACCUAAUUACGACUCUUAUGAGAACAAUCCCUUCGCUUCAAAGAAGCAACGCCAAGAAACUGAGGUUCGACAAUUACUUGAGAAGUUGCGCCCUGACAUGAUAUCUCUUACUCCUGAAUUCAUCGGUACUGUCGAUCGUGCUGCUCCUAGUAUUCGCAAGGCGGAAGUUCAGGAGGAGAAGCCAAAGGAGGAAAAAUGGGUACCCAGGGAUAGGGCUCGUGGUAAAAAUUCUGCUCUUAGACGUGUAUUGCGCAAGAGAGCUCACAACGUUGUUGACGAACGGAGACUCAAGGUCGAACAGGCUCUUGCCCGAGAGAAGGAAAUGCGGGCUGCUCGUGUUCGUCGUGAGCAAGGACUACCUGCUCUCAAAGAAAAAUGGGGACCUGCGUUAGCACGCUUUGCGCAGCAUAAAAGAACGUAACUGAACUGGAAUGCAUCUUCCGUUCAUGACUAUCUUUGAAUCAUUUAGAAAAUAUUAUUGUUGUAUCUUUUGUAACAUCAUUAUUUAAGUACUGUUGACGUACAUACAAUGUAUGCCAUUAGCUAAAGAUGUGGAGGAGACGAUGCUACAAAACCAUAAAAUUUCAUUAUUUAAGUAAGGUCGUCCUCGGCUUCUUGAAUACGGUUUUUAAUCUUAAG